This is a messenger RNA of Durio zibethinus, 1824 nucleotides long. The record is from RefSeq and is a predicted model, not a curated record. NCBI's taxonomy places the organism in Eukaryota, Viridiplantae, Streptophyta, Magnoliopsida, Malvales, Malvaceae.
ACACUGUUUUGGCCAAACAAAGUCCCCAACCAGUGGGCCCGAGUUCACACUUGUCCCGAAUUCGUACAAUUUUCAUCGGCACCGCGGCACCGCCUCGCCCCCUCUCUUUAGGUCUUAGCCCACAGACCAGGCCACACGUAAGUCUUAACUUCACAAAAUCACGUGUUUCAUAUUCCAGCGAUAGCCACCCUCACCACCCACUAAUAAAGUAACACGUGCUCAAAUUCUUCGGAAUUAUCCACCCGGCGGACUCCUAGUGGAUUGUUUUGUAGACAGCAAAGCGGAGGAUAUUUUCGGUUUGCUAGGGAAGAAAAACAUAAAGGCAAAUUGCUAAGUGCCGAGAGAGGAAGAAAGAGAUAUCACUGAAAACGAUGAAUUAUGUGUUCUCAGUUGACGAUUUCUCUGACCCAUUCUGGGCAGCUCCGGCUUCUGACUGGAUGAGCCGAAGCCAAUCGGAGUGGGCUUUGGAGAGGUAUCUAGAAGAAUUUUCUGGUGCGGGCGAGAAUGUGAUUUGUACGUCCUUGGCGACACCUCAGCCGUCCGUUUCGAAAGCUGAAUUAGGUUACGGGAAUGGUGAGGUGGUGGAGAUCAAAAAGCCUAAUAAUCAGAAUCAUAAUCCUUUGCCGUCUGUUCCGACAUCGACAAUUCCGAUUGACUCGGAUGAGUACCGAGUGAUCCUCAAGAGCAAGCUCGAUCAAGCCUGCGCUGCUGUUGCUCUCUCUCGUGCGUCGGCUGUGAAGGCAGAGGAUUCGUCUGCCCGAGCCGAAAAUCAAGCGCUUCAAUCGGGAUCCGAAGUUCAAGGUUCCUCAAAGGCACAGGGACAGGGUGAACCUGAUGCUGCACCUUGUGGUAAUUUGGCUGUUUCAACUAAACAAAAAAAAUCAGGGAUACAAGUGAGGCAAACUGCAAGUGGGUCAUCAAGAGAAGAUUCAGAUGAUGAUGAACUUGAAGGAGCUACUGAAAUCACUGACAACAUGGAUCCCGCUGAUGCAAGACGUGCAAGGAGAAUUCUGUCAAAUCGAGAAUCAGCCAGGCGCUUGAGAAGAAGAAAGCAAGCGCAUAUGAAUGAACUUGAAGUGCAGGUUGGUCAACUAAGAGUUGAACAUUCCACAUUACUUAAGCAUCUAACUGACAUGAAUCACAAGUAUGAUGAAGCUGCUGUUGACAAUAGAAUUCUGAAGGCUGAUAUCGAGACGUUAAGAGCAAAGGUGAAAAUGGCUGAAGAAACAGUUAAGCAGGUGACGGGGAUUAACCCUGUUCUUCUAUCUAGGCCCAAUGUACCUAAUGCAGGUAUGCCUUUUGUUAGCAGCCCAUUGGAAGCAUCUACAGCUGCUGCUGAUCAUUUUUUUCACCAACCAGUUCCUAGCAUUGCUUCUCCCUUGCAUCAUAAUGGACUGGACAACAGUUUCGAGGGCAACACCCUGGUUACUCCUAUUGUGAAUCCACAAAUCGAAGUAGGAGUGAAAAAUGUCAAUGAAACAUCUGCAUUGCAGCAUACACCCAGCUUGGAGCGCAUGCAAGAUCAGAUAGGGCACAGUGGCAUGCAAAAGCAGAUCGGCCCUGCUAUGAGAUCAUGCGUGCCCAUGCCUGGCUGGGAGCCAGGACUAUCCCAUGCUGCUGCCAAAAACAAGCAAAGUUGAAUAGUAGUGCCCUUCCUCUUGUUUACUGAGAGGGUUUCGGAGGCUUCGCUGGUGGUACUACCAUCGGUUAAAUCUAUUCAUGGGUAUUGAUUCUCACUGCAUUUUUGCAUUUAAGAUCUUCAUCAAUAACAUGACUACUUCUCGGUUCCUUGAGUAUACACUUUUGGUAAAUAAUUCUGUUUAA